GUAAACGAACCCCUCACACACGGUCUUCCCGAGAAGGAUCUCAAAUAAAUAAACAAAAAGGCGAAGAGAGGGGUUUAUGCUGAGUGAUUGGCAGAUGUUUAUGAAGCAUUUUAGGAGACGGUGAGCUUUGGGUGUAAUCUAACUGGGCAGAAUGGAAAAGGCGUGGCAAACCUCGACUGGAAGAGGACAGAGGGGGAUCUCCACUCCAGCGAUUUGAUAUGAAAACCAACCCAGGUCUCCUGGUGUGGGGCCACGAUGUUGGGCCACUUGGGGUCGUAGUGAAGCACAUACCCGUUCAAAAGGUGUUGUCGCGCCUUUUUAACGGCAAUCUUCGACGUGUUGGGACGAAUCACCCAGACGAAGUCUGUGGGAAGGGGAAAACCGUGUAUGAUCAUGACACGUUCAGCAAGGACGACAAAAUGGGGGAUGCAGAAUUUGACAUCAAACCGUUCCUAGAGGCCUUGCAGAUGCAUCUAGAUGGCUUCCCGAGUGGCACCGUGAUCACACGAGUACCACCGUGUAGAGCAAAUUGCCUGGCGGAGGAGUCGUGUGUCGUCUGGAAAGAUGGUAAGGUCUCGCAAGAUAUGUGCCUGAGAUUGAGAAAUGUGGAAUGCGGCGAGGUAGAACUCCAAUUUGAGUGGAUAGAGAUUCCCAACCACAAGUAAAAGCUUCAUCCACCCCUCUUCUUGAAAUUCACUAUUUCUUUGGAAAGUGUGUUAUAUAAUGGACCUGUAUAAUUUGCCAAGCCAAGGCUAUGUAUUGAUGAAUAAUUCGCACAUUGAUUU
Molecule: messenger RNA, 785 nt
Organism: Cuscuta campestris
Lineage: Eukaryota; Viridiplantae; Streptophyta; Magnoliopsida; Solanales; Convolvulaceae
Source: the annotation of a GenBank genome assembly